UCAGUUUCCUCCUUCCAUAAACAUUCAAAACACUAAGCUCCGGAAACUCCAUCCUUCUUCAAAUUACCACACUGAUUAACCUUCCGGUCUCCGAUUAAACUACUUCCGAUCAAAGCAAUGGAUGAACUCGAAGCGAAGACGAAGCCGGACGGCGUUCCGGCGUCUUCUUCCUCUACUUCUCCUUCGUCUUUGAGAACUUCUCCCCGGCCGAUUGAAGGUCUACACGAUGUCGGACCGCCUCCAUUUCUGUCCAAGACCUUUGAUAUGGUGGAAGAUCCUUUGACGGACUCCAUUGUUUCGUGGAGUAAAGCUCGUAAUAGCUUCAUCGUUUGGGACUAUCUCAAAUUAUCCACUACCUUGCUUCCUCGAUACUUUAAACACUCUAAUUUCUCCAGUUUCAUUCGUCAGCUCAAUACUUAUGGUUUUCGAAAAGUCGAUCCCGAUCGUUGGGAGUUUGCGAAUGAGGGAUUUCUUGGAGGACAGCGGAAUCUAUUAAAAACGAUUAAGAGGAGGAGGCAUUCGUCCCAAAGCUCUCAACAGCAAGGAGGAACAUGUGUGGAAUUAGGGCAAUUUGGAUUGGAAGGCGAACUUGAGAGGCUGAGAAGGGACAGAAGCUCGUUAAUUGUGGAAUUAGUAAGAUUGAGGCAACAACAUCAAAGUUCAAGAGAGCAAGUAAUGGCCAUGGAGGAUAGGCUACAGAAAGCAGAAAGUAAACAGAAGCAGAUCAUGACAUUCCUCAGCAAAGCCCUAAAGAAUCCGUCCUUCAUUCAGAAAUUAAUCCAUAGUAAUCAGAUAAGAGAACUGACAAGCGUUGGAAUCGGUCGAAAGCGAAGACUAACUGCUAGCUCAAGUCUAGAGAAUCUCCAGGAUGAGACCAUACUAGCAGCUGUUAAACAAGAACAGCUAGAAACUCCGGAGCCUGAUAUGGAAUCGCUGUUAACAGCCAAUUUUGAAGAUGAGUCAAGCAGUGAGAUCAAGGAUGUUGAUCACUCAAUUCAUGAGGAAAUAUUGGAUGAACUUUGGAAUGAAGAUCUUAUGGCUGAAAAUCCAGAGGAGGAAGGCGUAAUGGUUGGUGAUCAAUCAGAAAUCGAUGUGGAAGUGGAGGAUUUGAUUGAUGAACCUCCUGAUUGGACCGAGGACUUGGAGGAACUCGUUGAUCAAAUGGGGUUUCUUCAGCCCAAGCCGUAGAUAUAGCAAUGUAGAUAGUGAAAUCAAUGAUUUGCUCCUCUUUGGUGUGGUAUAGGUUUGAGGAUGGUGGAGGUCGCAAAGGAGCCACUGAUUGUUCUUGUUUCGCUUAUAUUUUUUUUAAGAAUCAUUGGCUUAUGGUUACUCUUUUCCUUCGUGGUUUUAUUUGCAGGCAUGUGCAUAAAAGGACCUGCGAGAUUAUUCAGUCAUUUGCUGAUUUCUUUACCACUAAGAAAGAAGGAAGAAUCACAUGUUUAUAUUCUCAAGUGGAAGAAAGAAAAUCUACAUAGAGAACAAAGAUGUACUUUCAAGUCAUUACAGGCCGAAAGAACAAAGAUGAGUUAUCAUUUACAUGAAAUGCUGAGCCAAAUAAGAGUGUUUGUUGUGGGGCUGCAGAGGCAGGAGCCUGAACCUUAG
Molecule: messenger RNA, 1602 nt
Organism: Cucurbita pepo subsp. pepo (vegetable marrow)
Lineage: Eukaryota; Viridiplantae; Streptophyta; Magnoliopsida; Cucurbitales; Cucurbitaceae
Product: heat shock factor protein HSF30-like
Biological process (GO): cellular response to heat; regulation of transcription by RNA polymerase II
Cellular component (GO): nucleus
Molecular function (GO): RNA polymerase II cis-regulatory region sequence-specific DNA binding; DNA-binding transcription factor activity
Source: RefSeq, a predicted model, not a curated record